AGAGAGAAAUGUAUCGCAUCUCCACUGUAAACACGCUAUUCAUUAACCUUGAAUACUGUGGUUGCCGGGUCGUACCUACUUAAAAAUAUUAAUUUUAGUUUGUAUCGCGGGUUUGCAGUGUAAACAUGGCCGAUAUUGUCGAGAUCAAGUAUACAAAGUUAUUCAUCAAUAACGCCUUCGUCGAUUCCGUGUCAAAAAAAACGUUCCCCACGAUCUACCCGGCCACGGGCGAGAAAAUCGCCGAUGUAGCAGAGGCUCAAAAAGAAGAUGUAGACGUGGCAGUAUCAGCGGCCAAAAAGGCGUUCGCCAGGGGCUCCCGGUGGCGCACCAUGGACGCCUCCGAAAGGGCCAAACUAAUUAACAAGUUUGCAGACCUUAUCGACAGAGACAGAGAAUACUUGGCCAAACUGGAAACGUACAACUCGGGAAAACCUAUCGAGUCCGUCAAGUUCGAACUGAAGAUUUGCGCCAACGUUUUGAGAUUUUAUGCGGGAUCUUGUGAUAAGAUCCAUGGAAGCACCUUACCAGUUGACGGUCCAGGUUUUGGCAUGACGAAGAAAGAACCGGUGGGGGUCGUGGCUCAAAUAAUCCCCUGGAACUACCCGGUGAUGAUGGCCGUAUGGAAACUGGGCCCGGCCCUGGCCACCGGCUGCACCACCAUACUGAAACCGGCAGAACAAACCCCUUUGACCGCUUUAGUGUUGGCCGCCCUGACGCAAGAGGCGGGAUUCCCCGAUGGUGUGGUCAACAUUUUGCCCGGUUACGGUGGCAUCACCGGGCAGGCCCUCUGCUUGCACCCGGACGUGAGGAAAGUCGCAUUCACCGGUUCCACUGACAUCGGCCAUAAGAUUCUGGAAUACUCGGCCGCCUCUAAUUUGAAGAGGGUGUCCUUGGAGUUGGGAGGAAAAAGUCCCUUGAUCAUAUUUGAUGAUGCCGAUAUUGAUGAAGCAGUGGAAAUCGCCCAUAACGCCAUCUUCGAAAACCACGGGCAGAAUUGUUGUGCCGGUUCCAGGACCUUCGUCCAGUCCUCCAUUUAUGAGGUUUUCGUCCAGAAGGCGGUGGAAAAGGCGAAAUCUCGUAGGGUGGGUGACCCUUUUCACAGUGAUAUUCAACAGGGGCCUCAGAUCGAUCAACGCAGCGUCGACAAAAUCCUGAAGAUCAUCGACUCGAGCAAGAAACAGGGGGCGAAAGUGGAAACCGGCGGCACCACCGUCGGCUCCAAGGGGUUCUUCUUCGCACCCACCGUCAUUUCGAACGUCACCGAUGACAUGGAUUGUGCCAUAAAAGAGAUAUUUGGACCAGUUCAGAGCAUUUUGAAGUUUAACACGAUCGAGGAGGUUAUCGAGCGAGCCAACGAUACGGAAUACGGUUUGGCAGGUGGAGUUGUCACCAAGAACAUCGAUAAUGCCUUAAUUGUUGCUAAUGCAUUGGAAGCUGGUUCUGUAUGGGUUAAUUGCUACGAUUAUAUUACUGCCCAAACCUCAUUCGGAGGCUACAAAAAGUCCGGUUUUGGAAAAGAUUUGGGCCUGGACUCCCUGGACGACUACUUGAACACCAAGACCAUCACCAUCCGUUUACCAGAAAAACCUUGAGAUUCUUAAGGGCCAAAUGAAGGACAAACAUGUUUUAUUGAUAUACUUUAUUAGACUAACAAUAAUAAGAAAUACAAUUAACAAAAAUAAUAUAUAAGAAUCACUAUUUUAUUUAAAUAAAGACAAUUUGGAUCAUA
Molecule: messenger RNA, 1729 nt
Organism: Anthonomus grandis grandis
Lineage: Eukaryota; Metazoa; Arthropoda; Insecta; Coleoptera; Curculionidae
Product: aldehyde dehydrogenase X, mitochondrial
Exons: 12
Coding region: 126-1592 (488 amino acids)
Molecular function (GO): aldehyde dehydrogenase (NAD+) activity
Source: RefSeq, a predicted model, not a curated record